AAAAAAAAAAAAAAAUUGAUCCAAAUUAUCAGCAGAUAACACAAAACCUUUGUUAAACCCUCUGUUUGUCACACAAAAAACAUGUUAUUCUUGAUGUCUGUCAAAAGCCCAUUGAUGCCCCCAUUACAGCCUCACACAACACAAAAACAACAUCAAUUCAUAACAUUGAAAAAACCAACAAAAACCCAUGUUUAUAAUAAUAAUACUUCAAUUAAGGCCCAGAAAACAUCUGGGUUUUUGUCAGCAAUUGGGAAUGCAAUUGAGGAACAAGAGUAUAGAAAAGCAAGGGCUGAGGUUAUUCGAAAAGGGACUGGGUUAGAAGGUUAUAAUAUUGAGGGUGUUUCAAUUGGUGGGCAUGAGACUUGUGUUAUUAUUCCUGAGUUUAAGUGUGCUUUCGAUAUUGGAAGGUGUCCGCCCCGGGCCGUUGGGAUGAAUUUCUUGUUUAUUACUCAUGCUCACCUUGAUCAUAUUGGCGGGCUACCGAUGUAUAUUGCAACUCGUGGCCUAUACAGCAUGAGUCCUCCGACUGUAUUUGUACCUCCUUCCAUUAAAGAGGAUGUUGAAAACUUGAUUGAACUUCACAGGAAGAUGGGUCAGGUGGAGUUAAAUGUUGACUUGGUUGCACUGGAUGUAGGAGAAACAUACGAGCUAAGAAACGACCUUGUUGUCCGCCCAUUUAAAACACACCAUGUGAUACCGAGUCAGGGUUAUGUCAUUUACUCGGUUCGCAAGAAGCUGAAAAAGCAAUAUGCUCAUUUGAAAGGACGAGAAAUUGAGAAAAAGAAGAAAUCUGGGAUUGAGAUUACAGAUAUCAUAUUGUCCCCGGAAGUGGCAUUCACUGGGGAUACGAAUUCUGAUUUUCUACUUGAUCCACGAAGUUCUGAUGCCUUGAGGGCCAAAGUUCUUAUAACUGAGGCUACUUUUUUGGACGACCAAUGCAACAUUUUGCAUGCACGAGACCAUGGUCACAUGCAUAUUGACGAGAUUAUCGAGCAUGCUGAAUGGAUCCGAAACAAAGCCAUUCUCCUGACCCAUUUUUCCUCACGCUACCAUAUUGAGGAAAUUCGUCAAGCUGUGACAAAGUUGCAGUCAAAGGUUUCAGGCAAGGUGGUUCCGCUUACAGAAGGUUUUAGAUCAUUGUACUCGUCAUAAACGCAUAGUUGGACUUCAUAUUUUGUUUAGUUUCUCAAGUAUUGUGCAUAUGUAGAGUUUGGAUUAGAGUAUUGGAGUCAUUGGAUGUUCUCACAGCUACUAUUGUAAAAGAAAUUAUCUUUAAAGAAUCAAGAUUUCAACAAAAAAGUGUUUAGUAGUCAAAA
Erigeron canadensis is the source of this 1316-nucleotide messenger RNA. Its product is annotated as tRNase Z TRZ2, chloroplastic. The record is from RefSeq and is a predicted model, not a curated record. The coding region runs from base 82 to 1152 and encodes 356 amino acids. The transcript has 8 exons. NCBI's taxonomy places the organism in Eukaryota, Viridiplantae, Streptophyta, Magnoliopsida, Asterales, Asteraceae.